Molecule: messenger RNA, 324 nt
Organism: Mucor mucedo
Lineage: Eukaryota; Fungi; Mucoromycota; Mucoromycetes; Mucorales; Mucoraceae
Exons: 1
Coding region: 1-324 (107 amino acids)
Source: RefSeq, a predicted model, not a curated record
AUGUUCAUUAAGUUUGGAUUAGAGUAUAAGAAGGAUCCCACUGUUAUAUUAUUAUACCAAAUUGCAAAAGAAGCACUGGACCAUCAAAUACAGGACCACAAUUCGACGGUGGAGCGAUUAAUUGACGUUGCCACUGAAACAAAAAAUCAAUUCAAGAGGAUACUGGAGGUGUCUGAUGGAGGCGAUGUAGGCAUAAAAAAAAUGAAAAGUUUGGCAAGUGCAGGUGUACUAUAUACAGAGACGUGCUUACACAAGUACCAGUGGCCAAUUCUGGACGACUCCGACAUGAUGCCAUUACCAUUGGAUUUGCCACCCAAUGUUUAG